Messenger RNA from Bacidia gigantensis, 981 nucleotides. RefSeq lists its product as uncharacterized. The transcript has a single exon. Gene Ontology annotation, biological process: protein deubiquitination. Bases 1 to 981 code for a protein of 326 amino acids. Lineage: Eukaryota; Fungi; Ascomycota; Lecanoromycetes; Lecanorales; Ramalinaceae. The record is from RefSeq and is a predicted model, not a curated record. Gene Ontology annotation, molecular function: cysteine-type deubiquitinase activity.
AUGGCCCACAGGACGGUGAACCCUUUAGAUUCGAGGGGUUGGAUUGUCAAGGACUUCUGCUACCCUGCUAAGUCGAGCAUGGAAGAUUUGCAGCAAAAGCACCGCAAGGAACAGCGUGACUUGCAGUCUCUGGUAACUCAAAAGAAAAAGAACGCUACUAAAAAGACGCGUAAGAGUGUUCUCGAUGAAUGUGUGCAACUCGAGAAGCAACUCAAGGAAAGACAAUCCAGUGAAUUGGCUCAAUUAAACGAUGAGAACACACUGAAUGACGACGCCAAUGUAGAGCUUGACGUGAUUCCAUCAAUUGAGAUAUCCACUCAAGACCCAACUAGUGACAUUGAGACAAAACUCGCCUCUGUCUCUGUUGCAACGAAUUCUGCUUCCAACGGCGAAUCAAAGAAACCAAACAGGCAAAAAGCACGUCUUGCUAGACGAGCUGCGGAACAAGAAGCUGCAACGAGACAGGCGGAGCAGGAAGCUGCUGAUCUGCCAAAUCUACGUGAAAAGGAGAUUCAGUCGAUGCGGAAGGCUUACGAAGCUAAAGGGCUUAUUGAGCACGAUAUCCGAUCUGACGGUCACUGCCUGUAUGCUGCUAUCGCGGAUCAGCUCCAAAAUACGGGCUUACAAUUGAAACCAAAAAUAACGCUUGAACUUGACAGUGCUAAGAAGCCUGACUAUGCCGUCACUCGACAGGUGGCAGCGGCAUAUAUUGCCCAGCAUUCCGAUGAUUUUGUACCAUUUCUCGAGCAGCCAUUAGACGAAUAUCUAAGGACUAUUCGAGAAACUGGUGAGUGGGGAGGCCAUCUGGAAAUCCUUGCUCUAGCCAGAGCAUACUCGGUUGAUAUUAAGGUACUCCAUGGAAAUGGUCACGUUGACACGAUCGAGAGUGGUACUAGCGAGGAUGAACCAUUGUGGCUUGCAUAUUAUCGCCAUAGCUACGGUCUCGGAGAGCACUACAACUCUUUGCGUAGGUCAAAAUGA